GUCGACGCGCACGAGGCGGUCGGUUCAGUGACAAGAGGUGCAAAGUUGAAUCGGUUUCAGUCAGUCGACCGUGACCCAUACAGUCCGAGCAGUGACCGGUUUCCGCUGCUCGAGCUGUGAGGGGGGGAAUGCGGACCACUCAGCUCCAUUCAGCUUCUUUUCAGUCUUUUGGGGCAGCUUAUGUGAACUAAUAGUGGAGAAAGUCAGGUCACCGGAUGAAAUCAUACGUCGACAAAAAUGUCGCGUUUUCUAAUUCGCUUCUCCUCUAUCGUUUCCAACGGAGCGACUGUCAAAUCAAUUUUACCUCAUAAGAGGAUAUUUGUAGGGAUUCGGCUGGUGUCUACUUCAACGGGUCUGCAGUCCCUGACCCGCUAUGACCAGUCCACAGACUGGCAGAGGAAGCUGACUCCAGAACAGUAUGUUGUUACAAGAGAAAAAGGCACAGAGGUGCCAUUCAGUGGUAUAUACUUGAAUCACAAUGAGGUUGGCAUGUACCACUGUGUUUGCUGUGACUCCCCUCUUUUUAGCUCAGAGGCGAAAUAUGAUUCAGGAACUGGUUGGCCGUCCUUCUGCGAGGCUCAUGGGACAUGGGAAAAAGACGAGAGUCACGCCAACAUCGUCCGUCGCCCUGACAACUCACUCGGUAGCACGGGAACGGAGGUUAUCUGCAAACAUUGUGAUGCCCAUCUCGGGCACGUCUUUGAAGAUGGUCCAGAUCCGACUGGCCAGCGUUUCUGCAUCAACAGCGUUGCUCUAAACUUUAAACCCAGAGAGAAAUAAUGUAGAGACAUCCAGCAGAAAACUCUGCAUUUACAGUUAUUCCAUGCAAAUGAAGAAAACAAAUAGCAUUUGAAUAACAUGCUCACUGUGGUAUGCUAUGAGUUACAGUUUACAAUGUUUAUGGUGGAAAAAACAUUUGGAGAUUGUGUUUUAUGAAGAGCACUCUUAAAAAUGAAGGUUUAAUUUUUUUUUUUUUUGCAGCAGCAGCAGUGGCAGUUUAAUUAAUUAUAGAACCUUUCAAUGAAUAAUUCUUAAAAGAACAAUUUGUUUUAGUGCAAAGAGCAUUUUAAAAUUCUGAAGAAUUCUUUCCAGUGUAAAGAACCUGUUGGAAAAGAUGUUAAAGUAUCUUAUUGGAACCAGAUGGCAAUAAAAAUCUUUGUGUUUAAGAGUGAGCUUGACUAAACAUCUCGCACGAAAGUGUGAUUAAGUUCUUGUGCACUGUAAUGUUGCAUUAUAUCAUGUAUUUUUAAAUACAUUAAAAUCAGAUGAUGCGCACUUUAUAACAACAACAACAACAAAAGAUUGUAAAUCAGGUUGCAUUAAAAUGAACAUUGUCAGAAA
This is a messenger RNA of Puntigrus tetrazona (Sumatra barb), 1341 nucleotides long. RefSeq names its product methionine sulfoxide reductase B2 (gene msrb2). Gene Ontology annotation, biological process: protein repair; response to oxidative stress. Gene Ontology annotation, molecular function: peptide-methionine (R)-S-oxide reductase activity. The transcript is spliced from 5 exons. The coding region runs from base 238 to 780 and encodes 180 amino acids. NCBI's taxonomy places the organism in Eukaryota, Metazoa, Chordata, Actinopteri, Cypriniformes, Cyprinidae. The record is from RefSeq and is a predicted model, not a curated record. Gene Ontology annotation, cellular component: cytoplasm.